This is a messenger RNA of Callorhinchus milii (elephant shark), 3449 nucleotides long. RefSeq names its product dpy-19 like 4. The transcript has 19 exons. Gene Ontology annotation, molecular function: mannosyltransferase activity. The record is from RefSeq and is a predicted model, not a curated record. Gene Ontology annotation, cellular component: nuclear inner membrane. Lineage: Eukaryota; Metazoa; Chordata; Chondrichthyes; Chimaeriformes; Callorhinchidae. Bases 182 to 2548 code for a protein of 788 amino acids.
GGUAACAGGACUUUGUGAACACUGCACACACAGAAAAUAAGCAGAAGAAGGAGCAGUUGUCGUCGUUGCUCGGAACCCUGUGGUGAGGCCACAGUCGGACACUAUUACACGCGGCACCGGCGUGGGGGGGAUUUCCGGCUGUGGAGGAAGGUGACGGCUCGGGGGCUGUUAGUGAUGUGAAAUGACAGAACUGAGAAAGCGAAGGGAACAGAAAUGCCCAAAAGAGCUUGUCGCAAAGGAGGAGGAGGAGGAGGAGAUGUUUUUGGAAGUGCCUGUCCCAAAUAAGAAGGAACCGUGCCAAGAAGAGCCAACCCCGAAGGAGGAAGAAAUGACGUGUUCGCCGCAGUCCAAACUGGAGGAGACAUGUUCACUACAGCACACGUCAGAGGAUUCAUGCUCAGAACAACCAACAAUGGACAAGGAGACACGCUCAGAGGAGCUUGCUCCAAAAGAAGACAAACCAACCAGCUCGGACAAAGAAGGAAAGAGUAGAUCUUCCUUUCAUCAAUGGGUGAAAGUUUUCUUUGGUAGCUGGGCAGCCAUCGCCAGUGGUAUGAUGUAUGCUGUGUAUCUUUCUACCUUUCAUGAGAGGAAAUUCUGGUUUUCUAAUAGACAGGAUCUUGAACGUGAAAUCUCCUUUCAGGCGGACAGUGGCUUGUAUUAUUACUACUAUAAAAAGAUGUUGCAGGCGGGGUCAAUCCAGGAAGGUCUCUUUGAACUGAUGCAUGACAACAAGACUUUAUCAAUGAGGACCCUCAAUUCAGUGCAGCAAAUCCAUCUGUAUCCAGAGGUGUUUGCCAGCAUCCUGUACCGUGUGACUGGCAGCCAGGAAGUGAUUGAUCCAGUUUACUUUUACAUUGGCAUUAUAUUUGGGCUCCAAGCGGUGUAUGUGACUGCACUUUAUAUCACCAGCUGGAUGCUGAGUGGGACGUGGAUGGCAGGCAUGCUUACAGUCGUGUGGUACAUAAUCAACCGGACAGACACGACUCGAGUGGAAUACGCCAUUCCUUUAAGGGAGAACUGGGCACUACCAUAUUUUGCAUUAGAAGUUGCUGCUCUCACAAGCUAUCUGAAGAUCAACAUCAACUCCACCAUGGAGAUGUUUUCAUAUCUCUUGAUGUCUGCCUCUACAUUUGCCUUUAUAAUGAUGUGGGAGAUCAGUCACUAUGUGCUGUUUGUACAAGCCAUAAGUCUUUUCUUGGUGGAUUGCCUGGAUCUGGUUCAAACCCGUAAGGUGACUGAUGUAUACAGGAUGUAUUUGGUGUGCCUUGGAUUAGGAUAUUUUUUGCAGUUCAGAAAUUCUGCUUUGCUGGCUUCCCCUUUGCUGAGCUUCCUAGGUGCCUCACAGCUUGCAAAGUACAUUCAGCAAAAUCUGAAAAAUGGCCACUUUGUAGUAAGGCUGAUGAAAUUACUGCUUCAUUUCUACUUGGUUUUCACAGUUGCAUUGACUUUAAACCUUGUGAUCAAGAAAAUGAUCCCCGAAGAAGAAAAUGAACACAUUUUAAAGUUCUUUGAAGCAAAGUUUGACUUGAACACUACAAGGGACUUCAAUACAAACUUGCUGCUGUGUCAGGAAACCUUUCAGAGCCCAUCGCAGGAUUUCUUUAUCCGUCUUACGCACACCUGUCUUCUUCCCUUCUGUGUGACAGCACUGCUAAUCUGCCUUUUCUCAACCUUCGAAGUAGUUUUCAAGAAAUUCUGUAAUGUGCCUCAAACGAGUGAUGGUUCUCUGGAGAACACAAUGAUUGGGCAGAGGCCGGAGGUAGUUUACCACAUGUUCCACACGGUGCUGUUUGGCUCGCUGGCACUGAUGUUCCAGGGGUUGAAGUAUUUGUGGACACCUUACGCCUGUAUGUUCACUGCCUUUGGUGUUUGUGCUCCUCAGCUCUGGUUGACUGUGUUUAAGUGGUUCCGGCUGAAAACAAUACCUCCAGUGUUUCUGGCUCUCAUGUUAAGUACCGCAGUUCCAACAAUAAUUGGAUUCAGCAUGUGGAGGGAUUUCUUUCCAGAAGUUAUGGAUGAACUCUCUGAACUUCAAGAAUUCUAUGAUACUGAUACAGUGGAAUUGAUGAAUUGGAUCAGAAAACAAACCCCUACUGCUGCUGUGCUGGCUGGCAGCAUGCAGCUCAUGGGAACAGUCAAGCUGUGCACAGGGCGGACUGUGACCACCCAUCCACUAUAUUCAGAUAAGGACCUAAGAAAAAGAACAGAAGAGAUCUACCAGGUGUACUCUCGGAGAUCUGCAGAAGAUAUUUAUAUGAUUCUCACAUCCUACAAGACUAAUUAUGUAGUGGUUGAAGAGGGAAUCUGCAAUGAGAUGGGACCAGUGAAAGGCUGCCGAGUUAAGGACUUACUGGAUGUUGCUAAUGGCCAUAUGCUUUAUAGGGAUGGAGACACUGACACAAACCACCCGUUCUCAGUGUUUGGACGAUUUUGUCAUGAGAUUAAGCUGGACUAUUCUCCUUAUGUCAACUACUUCACUCGUGUUUAUUGGAACAGAUCCUAUCAUGUCUACAAAGUCAACACACUGAUAUCAUUCCAGUAUUGACAAAGAAGAAAGACCCAAACAUAAUCUCCAGAAUGGUGUUGCAUAUAUUUAAACUGUGUUUGGGAAGCCAUGUCUCACUUUGUCUAUGGACUAUAUUUUAUAAAGCAUCAUGGCUUUUUAACUUAUUUUUUUUUACAAAUUUGCUUGUAAAGAAAACAGCUCACAUCUUCUUCCCCCCCAGAGCUCCCAGAGCUGCAGAAUAUUUAGUUCCAGAAUGAAGUUGAAGUAAAAAAUUAAUCCCAACUUCACUUCAGAGUUGUCAAGAUUUUAAAUAAAUUCACAACUGGUUCAUCUGUAGUGAUUCCUGUGAUAGUCUGUGUUGGUUUACAGCCAUUCGGUUGCGCACAAGAAUUUUGUUUUGGAUAAAUGUCAGACUGCAGUGUGCAAAAUGUGGCUUCAAAGCCCUUCAUAAUUUGUGGGUGGGAUUUGAGCAAUAUGUUCAGUCUGAAUGCCCAAUUUCUGCCCACAGAUCUAUGAACUUUAUAAGUCAGAAUACACUUUUGGAAAAACGUUACGCAGUUGACUUCAGCUGUUCUCAGACAAACAAAGGAACAGACAGAGCUUUUAUGCUCGGUCUUUGAGAUCUGAUUGAAAGUGGUAUGAAGCAUAUAGUUAGGUAGUGAUUUAGCUUUUUCAUUUUCCAAAAUUGCCGGCUGGCUAGGCUGAAAAGGGAUUUGAUUUUUUAAAAAAAAGUUUAAGCUCUGUCAGCUGUUUUACACACCUGUGCAAUGUACCCCUGUUCAAAACUAACACCACUUUCAUCUUGUUGUAAAUAUGGUACAGUCGGUGUGUUACUGAUGAGUGAGUUUGUGCUGAAUUACAAAAUUGCUGGAUAUUAAUUCUGCACCAUGCUUUUUUUUCCAUUUUAAAUUGUAAUAAAACCUGUAUUCUUAAACACCAA